UUAGUGUUCCUUCACCGCAAAAAGGUCUCUUCUUUUCCGGAUAGAUGGUACAUCCCUGUUGCUCUUUUGGCUGCUAUCAUAAUAAACAUUCCACCUUUGGCUUAUAAUCGUUUUGGAUAUGAUUCAGACGGACAGAAAUGUCUUUAUCGAGAACUUAAUACCAAAGAAACGCAGAUGUGGAAAUUAGUGACUUUUCUCGUUCCGAUUUCACUGUCGUUGACUUAUUGUACGUCAAUUCUUUUAACCGUUAUAUGUAAGUUGAUUUUCGAACAUCGUAAAUUGGUGGAGGCAGUUCACACGCGAAGCAAUACGACGUUGACCGCUAAAGCAAGAAGACAGAAGAUACUUUUGUUAAAAUUAAUCGGCCGCAUCGCCAUGUACGCUGCAAUUCCGCUUGUUAAUGUUACGGGGAUCGUUGUUGAAUAUGUUUGGACGUUACUUCACGUGAAUCAAGAUGUACCCUUAUGGAUGGUUUAUUGGGCUAUUAUCGGAUCUUGUUUACCAGGCUGGUUACCAC
Molecule: messenger RNA, 517 nt
Organism: Acaulospora morrowiae
Lineage: Eukaryota; Fungi; Glomeromycota; Glomeromycetes; Diversisporales; Acaulosporaceae
Source: the annotation of a GenBank genome assembly